AAAAAACGGGUCGCAGCGCCCAGAGCCAUGAGCAGAUUUUGGGCGGUCACUCAUCGAACGAGGCAGCCCCACGACUCACAAUGGAUGAGCUCGAGGACCUCCUGGCCCAGCACGCCUCGGUGACCAUGAAUCUGGGCCUCAAGGACCACUCGGUGUCAAGACGAGACGCGUUGCUGGGGCAGUCGCUGGCCGAGAAGGACCGGACCGAGGCCCGCAACUUUACGAGGCGGGGCGACGGCGUCGCGCCCGGCGAGCCCUGGCAGUGCCACUGCUGCGCCCAGGACAACGUCGCCAGUGCUUUCAAGUGCCGCUGCUGCGGGAGGCCGGCGUCGUACGGGCGGCCCGACGCCUCGCGACCUUUAGCGUUACCUGACGUCGUCGGCGCGAUGCGCGCGCAGCAGAUCGAGGGGUAUCUCGAUGGUGUAGUGCGCAAGCACUGCGGGGAUAUGGCGCCGGCGGCGAGAGAUCGGUGGUUGGCGGGGCCGGAAGGGCCCGUGAACAAACGGGACGAUUUGGGCUUCGGGCCCUUGCACGUCGCGGCGGUCGCCGGCAAUUAUAGAGCGGUGGAGGUUUUAGUGAAGCGAGGCGCGCUCCUAGAGUCCGUGACGAUGCCGCAGGGCUGGCGGGCCCUGCACCUGGCGGCGUCGGCGGGCUCGGCGGACUCCAUCAAUGUGUUGUUGAGGGCCGGCGCGAAGCCCAAUGGGACCACCAAAGGCUGCAAGUCGACACCGCUCCACUUGGUCACAAGAGGCGAUGCCGCUAGAUGUUUACUGCGAGGAGGCGCGGACUGGAAGGCCUGCGACGCCCAGGGGCGCACCCCCAUGCACCUCGCCGCGGAGCGAGGCCUGGUGGAAGUCGCCGAGGCGUUGCUCGAGAAAGGCGGUUUACCGCUCUUCGAGGCGUCGGACGGCGACAACUGGCUGCCCGAAGCUACCGCGGAAUAUUACGGCCAUAAAGAGUUUGUGACCUACUGUCGCAAGUUGGAAGCCAAGGCCCGGAACAUCGACGUCGAUGAAUUACCACCUCGAACUUGGAGUGGCGCGCACUGGGAAACAGGCCUCAAGGAAUAUCGUAGAAGAGCGGCCGAGGAUAGUGAACGAGGCCCGGGCAUGUCCCAACUUAUUAAAGAAAGGCUCCAGAUCGUCGACAUGAUGACGGGCGAAAAGCUCAAAAGGCACGCCGAGGCGACCCACGCGACGUGGUCGGAGAACGAGAGGAAACGGGACCAGCAGCUGCUCCUCGAGGACGGCACGGAACAACCGGUAUCAUUUAAGCGGACCGUGGCGCAGAGCGGCACGGAGGGCACGAUGCCGUACUCGGGCGAGGCCGAGGUCUUCGACGCGUACCUGGAGAAUUUGAGGGACAACGACCACGACCCCGUCGCCUGCCGGCGGCGGGCCGUGUACUCGUCGGUCUUCGAUCCCUUGCAAGCGCAUCUUGCGCGGCCUCUUACACCGCGGCGGUCCGAGCCGCUUUCCUUACGGCGGACGCCCCGCGAAGCGCACACGCUGGUCUUCGGGGGCGAGCGGUAAUAGUCUGUGUGUUC
Messenger RNA from Pelagomonas calceolata, 1546 nucleotides. Lineage: Eukaryota; Pelagophyceae; Pelagomonadales; Pelagomonadaceae. The record is from the annotation of a GenBank genome assembly.